AUGUCGAAGAGGGUGAAGGCGUCAGAAGAUCACGAAGGUGAAAGGGAUGAGUUAGAAGAGGAUAAAAAGCUAGAGGACGAAAAAAGAUUUUUGGAGGAGAGAGUAGCUUUAUCAACCAUGGGAAAGUCAAAAAUGUUGUGGACUGCAGAAGAGAGAACAGGUCAUAUGGUUUUUGUAAAUCUUCGUCAGAAGGAUUCAUCUGGCGUUCCAAAAAUUGCAGACAAGCUCUGCUCAUUUCCUGAUGAACAAAAUGGAUUUUCUACUUAUGUUGACUUCAUUUGCUCAAUCAUUAAUUAUCUAGCAGAAUUUGAAACAUACCCGGACUGA
This is a messenger RNA of Funneliformis geosporum, 327 nucleotides long. The record is from the annotation of a GenBank genome assembly. NCBI's taxonomy places the organism in Eukaryota, Fungi, Glomeromycota, Glomeromycetes, Glomerales, Glomeraceae.